UACCUACAAAUUACUACCUAAAUACCUAUAAUGUAUAUGAUACGUACGUAUUUAGUACUACCUAAGUACUGUAAUAGACAACAGUAAAGAUAAUAUUAUAUUUGAACUGAACUAUUGAAGAGUGAAGGGCAUUCAAAAUAUUCUUGCAGUUAAAUUUACUCGAUUAUUCUCAUUUCUCUCUACCUAUUUAACUAUCUAAGUUAGAACGUUUUGAGUUCAUAAGUUUCGUGGUUUUCUCUCGAAGCAGUUCUUGUGUUUCUAAAAUUAAAUUUAUAAUCAUCUUGAAAAUAAAAAUGAUGUGGUAUUUAACAUUAUGUUUGGUUACGCUAAGCGUAUCUGCAUGCAAGUACAAUGUCAAACAAGCUAUGGAAAAAAAAUUGAUCGUACCGGAUGUCAUUCCUAUUGCUCCAAAGGAAAUGUUACAAGUAUAUUAUCCAAGUGGUUUGAAAGCAGAACUUGGUUAUGAACUAACACCCACUCAGGUGAAAGACCAGCCAUCUGUUAGAUGGAAUGCUGAACUUUAUUCAUUCUACACAUUAUGCUUAACUGAUCCGGAUGCAGGACAAUUAAAGGAAUUUAACCAUUGGUUAGUAGGAAACAUACCAGGUGCUGAUGUGAGUGUGGGAGAGACACUAACAGCGUAUGUUGGUUCUGCUACUCCACCGAAAACAGGACUUCAUCGUUACGUGUUUUUAGUAUACAAGCAACCAUCAAAAUUGGUAUUUGAUGAGCAGCAUAUAAGCAAUAGAACUGCUGAAAAUCGUUUUAAGUUUUCAAUUCAUAACUUUUCAAAGAAGUACAAAUUAGGAACACCUGUUGCUGGUAAUUUCUAUCUGGCACAAUAUGAUGAUUAUGUUCCAAUUUUGUUUCAUCAACUCGGAGUUUAGUAAUCAAUUAUUACUAAUUGGAACCUAAUUUUAAGUUAAUUGAGUAUUUACGAGUCUACACUACCAUUAGGUUAUGUAGUUUUUUUUGUAUACAAUCAAGGUUUCUACACUUAUUUAAUUUAUAGAUGAAAGAACUUUUCAAAAAUAUUAUUGUAUUAUUUAAGCUUUUUUAAAAAAAAUAAACUUAAUUUUAUUUUAAUAUGCUUGUUAAGCUAAUAAAAAUACUGUGUCUCAUAAUCAUAAGUUGUUAUAAAAGUUACACCACAACUCUCUCAAACAUUGUUGUUCUAUUCAGCAUAAGAUUAAUAUACAAAUGUGUUUGAAUGUAAAAAUAUUGCUAUGUUACUGGCCAAACUAUUUUAUUGAGGUAUGUGGGAUUUGUGAAAUAUAGUUGAGUUAAAUAAUGUAA
Molecule: messenger RNA, 1296 nt
Organism: Acyrthosiphon pisum (pea aphid)
Lineage: Eukaryota; Metazoa; Arthropoda; Insecta; Hemiptera; Aphididae
Product: phosphatidylethanolamine-binding protein homolog F40A3.3
Exons: 6
Coding region: 294-887 (197 amino acids)
Source: RefSeq, a predicted model, not a curated record